Caenorhabditis elegans is the source of this 517-nucleotide messenger RNA. RefSeq names its product TransThyretin-Related family domain. Lineage: Eukaryota; Metazoa; Nematoda; Chromadorea; Rhabditida; Rhabditidae. The record is from RefSeq and is marked reviewed. The transcript has 4 exons. The coding region runs from base 17 to 469 and encodes 150 amino acids.
AUAUUAUUGUGAAGAAAUGUUUCGCCGUUUCACUAGUUUUCUGUGUAUCAUUUUCUUUUUGUGUGUUCACUCUCGUGGUGAUAAUGUCUUAACAAAAUUCCACCUUAAUGGAACAUUAAGCUGUAUAACAAAUGCAGGAUUUCGUGUUCCAUUUGUGGUAUGGACACUUGGAAUAUGGGAAGAAGAUGCAAUAUCAGAUGAUCAUUUAGGUGACGUGUAUCAUUUUAUUUUAACAGACGCCGGAGCAUUUUAUAAAACUGUUGUACAAGAUGACGGUGAUGGGCUAGGAGAACCUUUUUAUGAGCUUUUCUAUAAGAUAACUCACAACUGUAACAUUCGAGGAGAAAAGAGAGAAUCAAAGGUUUGCUUGAAGAAAUUUCAUGUUGAAAAUGGAGACUACUAUCAUUUAAGAAAUAUCAAUUUGUUCACAUUGGCUCAAGAUGAAGUGAAAUGCAACGUUUUUAAUUGAUUUUAUAUAAUACAACUUCAGAGUUUAAAUAAAUUUCAUUGCGUUGAA